UAUACAACAUUUGCUGAUGCUACAUAUGUGAGAACGCUCGUCUUACUGCAGCAUCCAGGAUUAAAGACUCAUUCAAUAAAAAAAUAUAUUCUGUGAUACAUGCACCAACUGUGUGAUAAAAUAGUCUAAAUUUAAAAUGAAGCAUAUAUUAUUAAUAUUGGCUUCCAUACUAAAUGUGUACUUCGUGCGAUCGCAAUCAUCAUGUACUACGCCCAGUGGCGACCAAGGACGUUGUAUACCCAUGAAAGAGUGUCCUUCUCUCUUAACAAGCGUGUCUAAAAAGUCCAUAAAACCACAAGAUAUGGAAUUUUUGGCAAAGUCACAUUGUGAGCUCGAGGGACAAGCGCCAAAGGUAUGCUGUCCUACACAAGAAACAGUGAAGCAAUGUUACACGCCUUAUGGUAAUGUAGGCAAAUGCGUCAGUAUAUAUUCCUGUCAACAUCUAUUAGACAUGCUCAAACAACCGUUGAUUCAACAAAAUAUUGAUUAUGUUAAGAGUUCUAGAUGCGCAGAAGAAUACAAUGUAUGCUGUGGACCUCCAAAAGAAACUAUUCAACGUGGGAAUUGCCAUAACAGAAUAAACGCAUUCCCUCCAGAUCCAUUAACUGAAUGCUGCGGAUUAGAUAGCACUGGCUAUAAGAUAUUCGGAUUUGAAGGAAUAUAUCCACAAAUCGAGCGGUACCCGUGGCUGACCAUCAUCGAGUACAAAAAAGGCGAAGUCAUGAAAACAUUGUGUGGUGGAUCCUUGAUAAGCUCCAAAUAUGUUCUGACUGCUGCCCACUGCGUCACCGGGGACAUUUUAAAAGCUGGGUCUCCGACAAACGUCCGUUUAGGAGAAUACGACACAAGCAACAACGGAAGAGAUUGUGUGGCAGCGCCCAACGGUGGGGAAGACUGUGCAGAUCCCAUCGUCACAAUUCCUAUUGAAGACACCAUUCCACAUCCAGAAUACGAUGCCAUCACUCGAAAGAAUGACAUCGCUUUGAUCAGGCUGGAACAGAAUGCACCUUACACAGAUUUCAUUAGGCCUAUUUGCCUUCCAACGAGCGACAUAACUGCAUCUCCUCCAUCCAAUUGGUUGAGAAUCCUAGUGGCGGGGUGGGGGGCGUAUAACGAGACUACCCGGCGUAGCAAUACCAAAUUACAUGCUAUAGUGCCAUUCGUCAACAUGCAGGAGUGUAAAACGAUAUACAAUCAACCAAAGCUGAAGGCCGAGUUGUGGAGCAAGCAAAUGUGUGCGGGCGGUGAAAAGGACCAGGACUCCUGCAAAGGUGACUCCGGGGGCCCCCUCAUGUUGUACAACAGUUUUUACGAAGCCAUUGGGCUUUUCAGCUACGGGCCCACGGUGUGUGGACAAGAGAAGAUACCAGCGGUGUAUACUAAAGUAUACGACUACAUCAGAUGGAUCCGUGGUCAACUGAAGCCUUGAAAUAUGAAUACAGUAAUUUUCAACACACUUUCUCUAUGUGUAUCUAAUUUCAUCGGUUUUUUAUUUUAUUCCUCGAAUUGAAAGAUGUCGGCUCAAAUUCCGCCUCGUCUGAAAUAA
Messenger RNA from Achroia grisella, 1546 nucleotides. RefSeq names its product phenoloxidase-activating enzyme-like. Gene Ontology annotation, molecular function: serine-type endopeptidase activity. The record is from RefSeq and is a predicted model, not a curated record. Bases 137 to 1429 code for a protein of 430 amino acids. Gene Ontology annotation, biological process: proteolysis. The transcript is spliced from 8 exons. NCBI's taxonomy places the organism in Eukaryota, Metazoa, Arthropoda, Insecta, Lepidoptera, Pyralidae.